Molecule: messenger RNA, 357 nt
Organism: Acanthamoeba castellanii str. Neff
Lineage: Eukaryota; Discosea; Longamoebia; Acanthamoebidae
Exons: 3
Coding region: 1-357 (118 amino acids)
Molecular function (GO): RNA binding
Source: RefSeq, a predicted model, not a curated record
AUGACCAGGGACAGGGAAACCGACCGCCCGCGCGGUAUCGCCUACGUCGAUUUCGAAGAUGCGGAAUCGCUGCGCAAGGCUAUCGAGCUCGACGGUGAGGAGUUCGCCGGCCGUGCUAUCCGCCUCGACGUCGCUGAGAACAAACGGUGGUCGCAGGGAUGGUGGCGGAUUCGGUGCCGGCAGGUACGACGCCACCGGCGACGAUUCCAACUGGCGCGAUCUGGCCAAGAAGGCCGCCGAGGAGCGCGCUGCCGCCGCCCCCGUCGAGAGGGAGCGCGACCGCGAGCCCCGGAGGGACGACCGACCCGACCGCAGGGACCGGAGGGACGACCGAAGAAGAGGCCAUUUUUCAAAUAG